Molecule: messenger RNA, 1308 nt
Organism: Morchella importuna
Lineage: Eukaryota; Fungi; Ascomycota; Pezizomycetes; Pezizales; Morchellaceae
Exons: 4
Coding region: 1-1308 (435 amino acids)
Biological process (GO): signal transduction
Cellular component (GO): nucleotide-activated protein kinase complex; nucleus; cytoplasm
Molecular function (GO): protein kinase binding
Source: RefSeq, a predicted model, not a curated record
AUGGGCAAUAACCCCUCCCGUCCCCCGCAGCAGCAGCAGCAGCAGCAGCAGCAACAGCAACAGCAGCAGCAGCAGCAGCAGCAGCCUCCUCCACAGGCUCACCAACAUCACCAUCAUCUCUUCCAUCAAUCAUCGCACUCGUCUCCCACCUCUGCCCAGUCAUCGCCGCCUGCAGCUAACCUUCCUGCCCGUGCCGUCUCCAACGCGUCUGACGCGUCCCGGAAUAAAAGUGGUCGAAGGAAUAGCCUUCAGCCCCUUGCUUCCGUAAGGCACCAGCCCACGUCCCUACCCGCAGGUGUAGGUCCUCAAAACGAGGAUAAUUUAUCCGCGCGGAAUCCCGAUCCCAGGUAUUCCCGCAGGGAAAGCAUCGCCGAGACUAUUUCCGGCUCCCAUAUUGGUCCCCACAAGAAAGACUGCCCGAGUACGCCGUUGACGAUUGCUUCCGGUAGGGCGGUUGGUAAUGAUGAUAUCCCCCCAGGGUCUGCGCUGCCGCCGUCUGUGGCUGGAGUGGGUGCGGAUGGAAUGCCGAGGAGAGGCAGCAUGGCAUCGACUGCCACUAUCGAUGAAGACGAUGUCGAUGUGGCAGAUACCAGGACGAUUCCCACACUUAUACAAUGGCCGCAUGCCAACGAGGACAGGGUAUAUGUUACCGGGACCUUUUCCAACUGGAGAAAACGCUUCAAACUCAGCAGAAGCGCAAACGAUGAUAACUGGUCGGCUGUCGUUCCUCUCCCCCCCGGAACACACCACCUUAAAUUCAUCGUCGACGGGGAUAUGCGCACAUCCGAUGCCCUUCCUACCGCUGUCGAUCAUACCGGCAUCCUUGUCAAUUACCUUGAGGUCAAUGCCGACGACAUGCCUCCUCUUGGCCGUCAACUGACGCCAGAAUCCCUUAAUUCACCAAAUGCUCAUCCUCAUGGUCAUCACCACACAGACCACCCUCCACAUCAACAAAACAUCAUGGCGGGACUCGUAAAGGCCAAUAAGCGUUACACAAACGAGAUACCUGGCUUCCUUAGAGAUUUUAUCGACGGGUAUGGUGACGAUGAGGACCAUGGAAGAAAGAUUGGAUCGAAUGAGGGUGAUAUACCGGCACCCCCGAGUCUGCCGAUGAUGCUCCAAAAAGUCAUCUUGAAUACGAACGGCGCAAUGAAGGAUGAUGCCAGUGUACUGGGCAUCCCGAACCAUGUCGUGCUAAACCAUCUUGCUACCAGUAGCAUCAAACAGCAGGUUCUUGCUGUGAGCGCUACCACGAGAUACAGGAAGAAGUAUGUGACCACGAUAUUGUACAAAGCUACCACUGAAUGA